Messenger RNA from Xenia sp. Carnegie-2017, 6027 nucleotides. Its product is annotated as unconventional myosin-X-like. The transcript is spliced from 60 exons. Gene Ontology annotation, cellular component: myosin complex; cytoskeleton. Bases 151 to 5691 code for a protein of 1846 amino acids. The record is from RefSeq and is a predicted model, not a curated record. Lineage: Eukaryota; Metazoa; Cnidaria; Anthozoa; Malacalcyonacea; Xeniidae. Gene Ontology annotation, molecular function: protein binding; cytoskeletal motor activity; ATP binding.
CCCCGAACCACUGAUCCGAACGUCCCGCGUCAAGGAAAGGAGCGAAAAGGAAUAUUUCGCUAUUGAUAGCAGCAGCAUGUUUUGAGUAUUGUUAUGCCAUUGGUGGAAGUGUUCGUCCAUUAUCGUUGAAAUUGUUUGUUUGCAACCAACAUGGAAUCGUUUUUUGAAACGGGAAAUAGAGUUUGGCUCUUAGAUGAUAAGGAAUGGUCUCCCUCGGUAGUCGAAGCAGUUCAGGACGGCAAAGUGACAUUUCGUACGGAGUACGGAAAGGUUAUCGCUCGAGAUCAAAAAUCCUUGUCCAGAGAGAAUGUGUCGAUCAUGCACAACAGUUCUGUGGAAGGUGUCGAGGACAUGGCGCACCUCGAGGAUCUUCACGAAGCCGGAAUAUUGCAUAAUCUUCACGUCAGAUAUAAAAAGGAUCUAAUAUACACGUACAUUGGCUCCAUAUUGGCCGCAGUGAACCCUUAUCGAACGAUCGAGGAUUUUUACACGAAGGAAAUCAUGACUGAAUACAGCAAGUGUCAUUUGGGGGAAAAGCCGCCACAUAUUUUUGCCAUUGCAAACGAAUGCUAUUAUUCGAUGAUCAAGAGAGGACAAAGCCAAUGUGUGCUGAUAAGCGGUGAAUCUGGUGCAGGAAAGACGGAAUCAACGAAAUUUAUGCUGAAUUUCUUAUCACACCUGAGUUCCUCAAUACAAGCAUCAGGAGAAAAGGACAGUGUUUUGAACGUGGAAGAUGCGAUACUCAAAAGCAGUCCAAUUCUCGAGGCGUUUGGAAAUGCCAAGACUGUGUACAACAACAAUUCAAGUCGAUUUGGAAAAUUUAUUCAGUUAUUUUUUAACGAAAGAGGGAGAAUUGUUGGUGGCAAAAUCUCAGACUUUCUUUUGGAGAAGAAUCGCCUUGCUAGACAAAAUCCCGACGAACGAAACUACCAUAUCUUUUACGCUUUGGUUGCUGGAGUUACGGAAAACGAAAAAAACGAGCUUCGAUUGUUGCAGGCGGAAAAAUAUCACUAUCUUAACCAAAGCGGCUGUAUCUCGGACUCAUCGAUCAACGACAAGCAGGAUUUCUUCAACGUUUUGGAAGCAAUGCGCGUUAUGCGUUUUAAAGAGGAGCAUAUCUCCGAUGUUCUUCAUGUCCUGGCGGGAAUCCUCAACUUGGGAAACGUCACGUUUAUCACGGGAAACGGUGCACAAAUAAAUGAAAAGUUUGUGUUGGAGGAUAUUGCAGAGCUGUUGCAAGUCGAUAUUUAUGACCUGGAGGAUGUUCUUACGCAGAGGUCGAUGGUAUUGAGAGGCGAGGAGAUCAAAUCACCGUUGACAAUACCGCAGGCUGAAGAUUCUAGAGACUCUAUGUCAAUGGCCCUGUACGCUUGUACCUUCAAGUGGAUCAUACAACGCAUCAACGCUCGUAUCAAAGGAACCCCAAGUCAAGUAUCGAUUGGUAUUCUGGAUAUAUUUGGUUUUGAGAACUUCGAGACUAAUCGGUUUGAACAGUUUAACAUCAACUAUGCAAAUGAAAAACUACAACAAUUCUUCAACAAGCAUAUCUUCUCACUCGAGCAACAUGAAUACAACAGAGAGGGUCUAGAAUGGGCUGACAUCGAUUGGGUUGAUAAUGGAGAGUGUCUUGACUUAAUCGAAAAGAAAGUAGGCGUGCUGUCGUUAUUUGACGAGGAAAGUCGUUUUCCGAAAGGAACUGACGCAUCAUUAUUGGAAAAGUUACACGCAAGUCACGAGGGCAACAAAUUUUAUCUGAAGCCGAAAGUUGCAAACAAGAAAUUUGGAAUCAAGCACUACGCUGGCGACGUUUAUUAUACGACAACUGGCUUCCUGGAAAAGAACAGAGAUACGUUUAGAGACGAUCUUCUGAACCUUCUUCAAAACAGCAGGUCUGAUUUUGUCUACGAUCUGUUUGAGCAUAUGAAACCGACGCCCGGAGCCAACAGCAAGUCAUCCAAAAGAAGACCAACCGUUGGCUCUCAGUUUAGAACAUCGCUGACGUCAUUAAUGACAACUCUUAGUCAGGCACAUCCGUACUUUGUUCGAUGUAUUAAACCCAAUGGAUCGAAGAUGGCAGAAAAGUUUGAUCCAAAGAUUGUUUUGGACCAGUUGAGGUACUCCGGCAUGUUAGAGACCGUACGCAUCAGAAGAGCUGGAUUUCCUGUUCGUAUCGUUUAUGCAGAUUUCGCUUUCAGCUACAAAGUGCUGCUGAGAGGAAAGGCGAUAAGUGGCGAUCCUAUGGAAGACGGUGCUUUAUUGCUCGACGAAAUCGAACCAACCAGGAAGAGAUGGAAAAUAGGAAAAACCAAGAUGUUUUUGAAAGACGAACUGGAGGUUCUGUUGGACAAAAUGCGGGAUAAGGCUCUGAAGGAAGUUGCAAAAGUGAUCAAACGCUGCAUCGUUGGAUAUCUUGCUCGCAAACGUUUCUUGAAACAGCGAGCGGCGAUUUUGCUCAUACAGAAGGUCUACAGGGCUCAUUUCUACCGUAAUAAGUUCUUGAAAAAGCGACAGGCUGCAAUCGUGCUACAAAAGUACGAACGUCGUCGAGCGGCGCGAAAGUUGCUGCUGAAAUUACUCGAAGAAAAGCGAAUUGAAGAAGAAAGAAUACGCGAAGAACAGAGACGAAAGGAAGAGGAACGAAGGAGAGAGAUGGAAAGGCUGGAACAACAAAGGCGAAUGGAAGAAUUGGAGGAACUGAAGAGAAAGGCAGAGGAAGAGGCGCGACGAAAACGAGAGGAGGAAGAGGAACGAUUGCGAAAGGAAGAGCUGCAGAAACAGGCCAUGUUAGCGAAGGCUAGGGAGAUCGAAGAGGCAAGACGUAUCGAGGAGGCAAGAAAAGCAGAAGAGGAAGCCAAACGUAGACAGGAAGAAGAAGAACGUCGUAGAAUCGAGGAAGAAGAAAGGCUCAAAGCUGAGGAAGACGAAAGACGUCGGCAAGAAGAAGCCGAAGAAGACGCUAUUUCACUACUUGACAACGCAUUAAAGCAAACGGAAGAAGCAAGCGAUGACGAAGAAGAGGACGAUGAAGCGUUUAUAGAACGUUCGCCCAGUAUCAUCGAUAAAUCUCUCGAAUUACCGUACAAAGAAAGUUAUCUGACGAUGAAAGAAGGGGGUAUUUUGAAUCAAUGGAAAAGAUAUUGGUGCAUAUUACGAGACGAAACACUCAUGUGGUUCCGCGGUAAAUUGGAAGCGUUGAAAGCAGGAUGGCUUCAAAAGAAAGGCGGUGGGACUGGAACAUUAUCCAGGCGAAAUUGGAAGCGAAGAUGGUUUGUCUUGAAGGAUACAAUACUGUCGUAUUACGAAAACGAUGCCGAAGGAGCGAAAGCGUUGGGCAGUAUUGAUAUUAAAAAUUGCCAGCGGAUUGUGGACAGUGGUGAAAAAGAGAAUGCUUUCAGUAUCGUGACUGAUGGUAGAACGUAUCACGUGAUUGCUGAGUCUGCGCAUGACUGGAAUCAAUGGUUUAACGUCUUGAACAGAGUACAUCGAGCUUCGGAGCUCGAGCUUCGUGAUAUGAAGGAGGAAUCUGCCAACAUCAAACACGCACUUGGAACCAUUGAUGUUCCACUCAUCGAAUCGUGUUCUCGUGGUGGAGUUCCAGGAAAGCCAAACUCCUUCACGAUCAUAACUGCAAAUCGUCUACUGAGUUUCUCUUCUGAUUCAGCAGAAGACGCGGACAGCUGGGUCAGCGCUAUUCUCAAGACGAAGGAGCGAGAAGCAGAAGAAGGAUUCUCUGACGUCCUCGAGCAAGGAUGGCUCAUCAAAGAAGGACCGAAUGAAUCGCGAAGAAAGAGAUGGUUUGUUCUUACGGGAAACUCAUUGGAUUAUUACAAGUCGUAUGCUAAAGGCAGUCCACGAUUUGGGUCCAUCUUAUUAAACAGCCUCUGUUCAGUUAUUCCACCAAGCUCUCAGGAAGACGCAAAGGAAGGCGACUAUGUUUUUGAUGUGAAUGGAAGAAAGCGUACGUACAUUCUUCAUGCCAAGAAUGAGGAAGAAGGCACCAAAUGGACUUCAGCAAUACAAGACGUGAUCGAAUCCAAACCUACAAUUGAAACUCCAUUCUCGAAAUUGAUAACCGAAGUGAAGAACGCCCAUGAUAAUGAGGAGGUAGACAAGUUGUACCAGAGAAAUCCGAUUUUACGAUACACGAAGUUGGCCUUACGUGUACCACUUCUGGCGUUGCCCUACGGUUAUUCACAAUCCAUGAGAGCAAAAGACAAAGGCUAUGGAACAUUCCACGAGGAAGCGAUUCGAAUCUUCUCUUCACUACAAGAACAAGAAUCUAUUGCCGACCCAAUUCCAGUUAUACAGGGAAUAUUGCAGACGUGUCAUGAUUUGAAACCGUUGCGGGAUGAGGUAUUCUGUCAACUAAUAAAGCAAACCACAAGUGUCCCGAACAUCGACUCCAUUGGUAAUCUAAAGAACUGGCAGGUUCUGGUUUGCAUGUGUUGUACGUUUAUACCUUCGAGAAAAAUCCUUCGAUAUCUACGAUCUCAUUUGCGACGAAGCCGCGAUCAAUAUCAUGAAACCGAAAUGGCCAAGUUCGCGAUAUUUUGCUUGGAAUGCAUCAAACGAACGCGUCCAAGGGAAUUUCCGCCUUCGAGAGCGGAGAUCAUUGCUUGUUUGGGUCGUCGUGAUCUUGCCACAACUGUUUACACUUUCGGCGAAGGAGCCCAUUGUAAAAUUGAAAUCAAUUCUGCAACGACAGCUGGAGCGGUCGUGCAUCGUUUAUGCAAGGGUCUCAACAUCACACAGCAUGAUAAUCUUUUUGGCCUCUUCGAGAAGUGCGGUAGCGUGGAGAAGCACAUUGAAGGAAGGACAGUUGUGGCCGAUGUUCUUGCAAAGUUUGAAAGGUACAAAGCUCUUCGAUUGAGCGGGAAAGGUCAAAAAUGGCAGCUGUUUUUCAAGAUAUUUUGCUUCCUCAAUCCUUCUGCUGUACAAGUGGACUCCGUGGAAGGACUGUUCUUGUUCGAACAGUACUGUGAAAACGUAGCACAAGGUCGAUUCCCAGCGGCGGAAAACAUUCUAUGUCGUCUGGCUUCGUUGCGAUUGCAGUAUACGAAAGGUGACUUCCAGCCUGGUGCUUGGGUUGACAAUAUGGCCGCGGUGUUUCCAGUGGAAAAGAUCAAAAGACUCCGAGAUAGAAGUGCUUCGAAAGCCAGUCAUCUUGCACGCGAAAAGUUAUCGGGAACACUCAUGGGCUCAAUCAGGAAAGUUGUGUCACCACUUGUUAGUCGAGGCUUGAGCGAUGAGGCGGAAGAAAAGGAAAUCGAGGAAGCAGAGCAAAAAGCAGAGUCGUCCUAUAUUAAAAGCUCCAUAUGUGAUUACUGGAAAGGAAAUAAAGGAAUGACAUGCGAGGAAGCGCAAAGCCAGUAUGUAGAGAUCUUAGAAAAAUGGCCCGGCUAUACCUCGACGUUAUUUGACGUUAAGUCCACCAACGCGAAUUUCCCACCCGAAUUGUGGCUUGGUGUCAGUCUACAUGGAGUUGCUGUCUACAAAAGAUACGAAUCGAGAGCAAUUAUGACCUGCGAAUAUGAAUACAUCUUGUCGUUUGGUGCACCUAAAAGCAACGUUUACAAAAUUAUUGUCGAAGACCGCGGGGAAAUGAUUUUCGAGACGUCACAGGUGGUCGAAAUAGCCAAACUGAUGAAAGCUUACAUUAACGAAAUUGUUCGCAGACGUACAAGGCAGUAAAUGUUGUUUUCCAAACUACUCUUUAUUCAUUUUGUUAAAUAAUCGAUUCAAUGCAUGUGCUACAAAUAUUCGUGGUUUUGCGACUUUUUACAAGUUUAUUAAUGCCAACAUUUGUACGCUGCCAACCACUAAACACAUCAACAACAGGGAUACGAUAAUGAAUGAAUUUGAGUAACUACAGUUGUCUGACACUUUUUUUAGAAUUUUCUUUUCAUUUUAUUUUCGAUAGUAACGAUGAAUUUAUAUCAUAUUGCUCGUACUUUUGUUUACAUGACAUUGUCAAAUUAUUAAAUGAAAUUAUGACGAAAUAAAUAUUUGAUUUUUAUGGUUCUUGCA